AUGUCAUCACUAAGUCUAAGCAUCCUAUCCCGAUCCAGCUCCCCUCGACCCAACCCUCAAGAAGACUCUCUAGCCCGAGAAUCAGACGUCACAGUCUCCAAUAUCACCCCUAGCAAAGAAUAUCAAGGAUUCGCAAUCUGGGUAAUAUCAUCAAUCUGUCUAGGAUGUUGGAUUUGUUGGACAACCCUACCUGAAUCAAUCCUUCAUCAUCAAUUAUCAAUCUAUUAUUAUCCUGAUCGAUAUUGGGCAGUGGCUAUACCGAGUUAUUCACUUAUGCUUAUGGUAUUUAUCUAUUAUUUUUUGGCAUUGUAUAAUACUGAAGUAUUGACAUUGAAAUUGGAUGAUGUUUGUUGUAUUGUGGAUGAACAUUCACAUUUCCCCGGUGAUGUUGAUAAUGCUAAGGGGAUAGAUGUUAGUCGGCAAGAAUUGAUUGAUAGUGCGGUGGAAUAUAUACAUAAUGCACCAAGUGGUGUUUGGGACCUACCAAUUACUUUAGUAAAUGAAGUUCUCUAUAACGAUGAUGAUAACGAUAGUGACGAUGAUAAUGAUGAAAUAAAUAUUUAG
Messenger RNA from Hemisphaericaspora subhashii, 564 nucleotides. RefSeq names its product phosphatidylinositol N-acetylglucosaminyltransferase (gene GPI19). The transcript has a single exon. The coding region runs from base 1 to 564 and encodes 187 amino acids. The record is from RefSeq and is a predicted model, not a curated record. NCBI's taxonomy places the organism in Eukaryota, Fungi, Ascomycota, Pichiomycetes, Serinales, Debaryomycetaceae.